This is a messenger RNA of Medicago truncatula (barrel medic), 1493 nucleotides long. RefSeq lists its product as uncharacterized. Lineage: Eukaryota; Viridiplantae; Streptophyta; Magnoliopsida; Fabales; Fabaceae. The transcript is spliced from 5 exons. The coding region runs from base 143 to 1225 and encodes 360 amino acids. The record is from RefSeq and is a predicted model, not a curated record. Gene Ontology annotation, molecular function: ubiquitin protein ligase activity.
AAACUAAAUCUAAGUUAGUUCCAUUCUUUCCUCAAACCAAAGUUAUGUUUCAUUCUUCUCUUUUCUAUAUCUUCUUAUCUUAUAACUAAAUCUUAACAGUUAACGCAUUCACUCUCUCCCUCCCCCCCUCUCUCUCUAAACCAUGCCUGUUAUCAAGUGGAGAAGACCCAGAACCAAAUUAAGGCACCCCAUUUCAGAAACUGAUAAAACUUCACAACUUUCUUCCUUAAUCCAAUCCACUUCUUGCAAAUCAAGUAUCUCCACUCUCUUUUCCACUUUCUCCAACACCAACACAUCCAAUGAAACCACACAUGACAGUAACCAAAACAUAACAAAGAAAAACAACAAAAAUAGUAAGAAUGUCAAUAACACCAAUAGCAGCUUUUCUGCAUCAACCUUCAGAAGUCUCGGUUGCACAGCCGGUACAUCACAACAAGUGUCUGUACCGGCAGUGAUUCGAUCCUCUGCAGAUUGGCAAGGGAAGAAGAACAGGAAAAAGAAGAACAGAAGGAACAAAACAUGUCAUGGUGUUGAUGAUGUGGAUUUUCAGGAUGUUUGGUGUGGACCUGGAACUGGAUUCUUAUCUGAUGCUGCUGCUGAUGUUUCUGUGGAUUGUGUUGUUGCAAGAAAAAAUGUUUCUUCAAGAGGAAAACUUGAUAAUGGUGAAAGGAUACCACAUAGAGAGCGUUCAUCAAUUUUUGGAAGGCGUAGUGUAAACCUAAAUCAAGAAAGUUUGUCAUUUUUGGAAGAUAAUUCUGAUAUUUUUACAACACGUCCUGGAUUAGAGUCUUUUGGAAAUAGUGGGUUUUAUCGUAAUGCUUCGAAUGUUUCUUCUGAUGGUAUUGCUGAGAUAAUGAAAUUUAAAGGAGCUAGACUAAUGGGGGGACGAUCACGUGAUCAAUUUAGAGACUGGAGACUUGAUGUUGAUAAUAUGUCAUAUGAGCAAUUGCUUGAGCUGGGAGAGAGAAUUGGUUAUGUGAAAACUGGACUUAAAGAAGAUGAGAUGAAAAACAACAUAAGGAAAAUUAAGCUUUUGAUUUCAAAUGAUUCAUCAAAGCAUCAAAUAGACAAAAAGUGCACCAUUUGUCAAGAGGAGUAUGAAUCAGAUGAUGAAUUGGGUAGAUUACACUGUGAACACAGCUAUCACUUUCAGUGUAUAAAACAAUGGCUUGUGCUUAAAAACUUCUGCCCAGUCUGUAAGCAAGAAGUUGUGGUUCGACCGUGACUCGAGUGGCGUAACCCUAAUGUUUUUUCCCCUCAUUUUAAAAUGAUGUAUAGUUUUUUUUCAUAUGCAAUAUUUAUUCCAUCUUUUAUUCUUUUAAAACUUUUGGCUUGCUUAGUGAAGAAUUGGAAACAUGUUAUAUUUGGUAAUGGUCUCUAAAUUGGAAGAUGCUUUUGUAAAUUAUACUCAAGAGUGGGUCUUGCUUGUGAACAAAUUAUUCUUUUUGUUCUUUUUACUUUCCUCAUGAAAUUGGUGUUUGAAUGCUCUUCAA